Guillardia theta CCMP2712 is the source of this 420-nucleotide messenger RNA. RefSeq lists its product as hypothetical. The transcript has a single exon. The record is from RefSeq and is a predicted model, not a curated record. NCBI's taxonomy places the organism in Eukaryota, Cryptophyceae, Pyrenomonadales, Geminigeraceae. The coding region runs from base 1 to 420 and encodes 139 amino acids.
AUGCACAACUCUUCCACUGCGGCAACUCCCAAGAAGAACAGAGCCAUCCGUAAGAACUGCAUCAUCAUCCAUCCCUCCAAGCUCCAGACCCUCUUCUGCUACAAGGAGAGCGAGGCUGCUAAGAUGCUCGGUAUCUCUCUCACCGCCAUGAAGAACGUAUGCAGACGCGCGGGUAUCACGAAAUGGCCCUACUCGAGGUCUCGACAAGCGACGACCCCGCCGCCAACCUCCCCGCCAUCAGCAUACGCUGCGGUUCUGACCUCCGCCAUCCCAGAAGAGCACAUCACCGACUGCGGGAGCAGCAGCGAGGGCCUGGACCCAACGGGAGCGCAAGAGGGAGAAGCGUGGGGCUGGGAGGAGGACGAGUGUCCGCUUGAGGCGGGGUGGAUCGAGUGGUACAUGAGGUCGGAAGAGGACUAG